GGCGGAGCUUCGGGUGGCGGGAAGAGCAGGCGCCGGAAUGGAGGUGCAGGAGAGCGGCUCUGGCGCGGCCGAGAGUGGGGCGCAGGAGCCCUCGGCUGUCCCCAGCAAGACCGCGGGUGGCGCUGGCCACUACGAGCUGCCGUGGGUUGAAAAAUACAGACCUCUAAAGCUCCAUGAAAUAGUUGGCAAUGAAGACACAGUGAGCAGGCUGGAGGUCUUUGCAAAGGAAGGCAAUGUGCCCAAUAUCAUCAUUGCGGGUCCCCCAGGAACCGGCAAAACGACCAGCAUCCUCUGCUUGGCGAGAGCGCUGCUGGGCCCGGCCCUGAAGGAUGCGGUUCUGGAACUCAAUGCGUCAAAUGACAGGGGCAUUGAUGUGGUGAGGAAUAAAAUCAAAAUGUUCGCCCAGCAGAAAGUCACCCUUCCCAAGGGCCGGCACAAGAUCAUCAUUCUGGAUGAAGCAGACAGCAUGACGGACGGUGCCCAGCAGGCCCUCCGGAGAACCAUGGAAAUCUACUCCAAGACAACCCGCUUCGCUCUGGCUUGUAAUGCUUCAGACAAAAUCAUAGAGCCCAUCCAGUCCCGGUGUGCAGUGCUCCGCUACACCAAGCUCACUGAUGCUCAAGUCCUCACCAGGCUCAUGAAUGUCAUCGAGAAGGAAAAAGUGCCAUACACAGAUGAUGGCCUGGAAGCCAUUAUCUUCACAGCCCAAGGGGACAUGCGCCAGGCACUGAACAACUUGCAGUCUACCUUCUCAGGAUUCGGCUAUAUCAACAGUGAGAACGUAUUCAAGGUCUGUGAUGAGCCACACCCCCUGCUGGUGAAGGAGAUGAUCCAGCACUGCGUGGAUGCCAACAUCGACGAGGCCUACAAGAUUCUUGCUCACCUGUGGCACCUGGGCUACUCACCAGAAGAUGUCAUCGGCAACAUUUUCCGAGUGUGUAAAACCUUCCCCAUGGCCGAAUACUUGAAACUGGAGUUCAUCAAGGAGAUUGGAUACACUCACAUGAAAGUGGCAGAAGGUGUGAACUCCUUGCUGCAGAUGGCUGGGCUCCUGGCCAGGCUGUGUCAGAAGACCAUGGCUCCGGUGGCCAGUUGAGAUGGCCUCCAGUGAUGAAACUAGGAGGGUCCUUGUCACCGAGACACUGAUGGCCCAGCUUUCCAGUCGUGGGGAGAUGUGCCAGACAUUGUUAGAACAUUCUCACUUUGGUUUUUGUUCUGGGAGAACGGGACUGACUUCGAACUCCUCUGCAGCUGUGCCUGACCUUGAACUGCUGAUCCUGCUCUGCCUCCUGAGUGCUGGGGUUACAGGUGUGCCACCACGCCUGGUUUGUGCAGUGCUUGGGGUGGGACCCAGGGCUUGUGCCUGUCAGGCCAGCAGUCAGCCCCUGGCUGAGCUCCGGAGGGUUCCAUGCUGCCCUUCUGCUCUUCGUAUCUGAAUUCAGCUUCAGAGCCUGGAUAUGGGGCACGGUGGGAAGGCCCCUGACCUCCUCAGACUUGGGGUUGUAGCUGAUAAAGCCUUAGGGUGUUGGUCUUGCAAUGCUUAAAGUAUCGUCUUGCUUCUGCCUGUUGGACCUGUGGCCAGUGAGUGCAGCAGAUGAAGGUCUGACCCCGCACCUCACCACUGGAGUGCCAUCUCCAGAACCCACGAGAAGGUGGAAGAAGAACUGACUCCACAAAGGGGUUCUCCGGGCAGCUAGCCGUGGUGGCACACCUCUCUACUCCCAGCACUUGGGAGGCAGAGGCAGCAGGAGGAUUUCUGAAGUCAAGGCCAGCUUGGUCUACAGAGUUCUGGGACAGCCAGAACUACAGAGCAACUACAUAGAGAGACUUGUCUCAAAAAAACAAGGGGGGCGGGAUGUCUUCUGGUCCCUGCAUACAUGCACACAAUAAUAAGUAAAAUUAUGAAAAUAAAUACAAUUUAAGAAUUGAA
Messenger RNA from Peromyscus californicus insignis, 1930 nucleotides. It is a transcript of the gene Rfc2, whose product is annotated as replication factor C subunit 2. The coding region runs from base 38 to 1096 and encodes 352 amino acids. Gene Ontology annotation, molecular function: DNA clamp loader activity; ATP hydrolysis activity; ATP binding. NCBI's taxonomy places the organism in Eukaryota, Metazoa, Chordata, Mammalia, Rodentia, Cricetidae. Gene Ontology annotation, cellular component: DNA replication factor C complex; nucleus. The transcript has 11 exons. The record is from RefSeq and is a predicted model, not a curated record. Gene Ontology annotation, biological process: DNA-templated DNA replication; DNA repair.